Molecule: messenger RNA, 309 nt
Organism: Aureobasidium uvarum
Lineage: Eukaryota; Fungi; Ascomycota; Dothideomycetes; Dothideales; Saccotheciaceae
Source: the annotation of a GenBank genome assembly
AUGGCCCUUGUCAAGAAGGGUGUUUCACGCCAGGAUGCCCACGAGGAGAUCCGCGUCCUCUCCCACCAAGCCUCCGCCUCCGUCAAGCUGGAGGGCAAGCACAACGACCUCAUCGAGCGUAUCCGUGCAACACCUUUCUUCGAGCCCAUCAUCGGAGAGCUCGACGCUCUGCUUGACCCUUCAACCUUCACCGGCCGUGCUCCUCAGCAGGUCGAGAAAUUCUGCGGUCCCGAGGGUGAUGUCGAGAAGGCCCUCGCCAAGUACCGUGCCGAGGGUAUCGAGGAGAAGGUCGGUGACAUUAUCCUUUAG